UCUCCCCAACGCAGCCACAGCUAGCCCUUCCUCUCUCUUCCCCAUCCCUCUCCGUUCCCCAACACACGCCACGCUCCCUCUUAUACCAACACCCCAUGGAAACCAAACCCAACCCAGCACCUCUUAUUACCACCACCACCACCACCACCACCGAGGCGGGCGCAACUGCAAGCAGCAGCGACGCCGGGAGCACCAUCAACAGCGGCCGGAAGGGGAAGGGCGGGCCGGAGAACGCCAAGUUCAGGUACCGCGGCGUGCGGCAGCGGAGCUGGGGCAAGUGGGUGGCGGAGAUCCGGGAGCCCCGCAAGCGCUCCCGCAAGUGGCUCGGCACCUUCGCCACCGCCGAGGACGCCGCGCGCGCCUACGACCGCGCCGCGCUGCUCCUCUACGGCCCGCGCGCCCACCUCAACCUCACCGCGCCACCGCCCAUGCCCCCGGGGUCCGACCACUCCCGCCCGUCGGGCUCCUCCUCCGCUUCUUCCUCGAGCUCCUCCUCCGCGCCCCCGCCGCUCCGGCCGCUCCUGCCGCGCCCGCCGCAGCACUCCGGUGCCCCGAUGGCCUUCCACCACCACCGCCAGUACUUCCUGCCGAUGCGCCCGUUGCCCACGUCGUCACCGCCUCUGUACUACGCAAGCACUGCCACGGCGUCCACGGUGACCACCACGGUAGCGCCACCAUAUGGGAUGAUCAGCACUGCCCCUCCGGCAGUGGCUGCUCCUUCUGCGGUGCCCGCGCAGGAUAGUGUGCCUGCGGAGGCAUCUGAGGCUGCGGCGACGGGAUGGGAGUACCUCGCCUCCGAUGGGGAGGAGGACUACGAGGCGGCGCUGCUGUGGAACGAACCUGAGCCCUUGUUCGAUAUCUUCUUGAAGUGAUUCACAUAUACCAGAGCUCUCAUCAGCAUGCGUGCCCACGGCCGGCAACGGCAUGCAUGUGUGUUGCAACUUGCAAGCAAGCAAAGGUAGAUAGCCUUACUAGGGUUUCUGAAUCUGUUUCGUACUAAUUAAUUAGUGAAUCUACCCCUGUAGGUAUAUUUGAUUUUUCUCAUUCUUCUCUUGCAUUUCCCUAGUUGGGUUUGGCUUUUGGGGGAUAAUGUGGUGGCAUUGGGAAGAUUUACGGCUUCCGAGACCUAAGGAUUGGUUUCAGUUCAGCCUUUUGCAUCCACCGAUGGAUGCAUGAUAAUUGAUGACACAUAUAUGUCACA
Molecule: messenger RNA, 1201 nt
Organism: Lolium perenne
Lineage: Eukaryota; Viridiplantae; Streptophyta; Magnoliopsida; Poales; Poaceae
Biological process (GO): response to stress; positive regulation of DNA-templated transcription
Cellular component (GO): nucleus
Molecular function (GO): DNA-binding transcription factor activity; transcription cis-regulatory region binding
Source: RefSeq, a predicted model, not a curated record